Messenger RNA from Paramecium sonneborni, 380 nucleotides. Lineage: Eukaryota; Ciliophora; Oligohymenophorea; Peniculida; Parameciidae. The record is from the annotation of a GenBank genome assembly.
AUGCAAACAGAAAUAUCUUUACAAUAAUCAAGAGAUUAGCUAAUUACAGGUAGAUCGAAAAAAACAGCAUAUGAAAAUUGUUUGAAUUUUUGUGGUAAUUGUUUUUGAACUUGUAAAGCUUGGAUACUAUGUUGUUGUUUUCCCUAUCCUUAUGAACUAGAAAGCUAAGGUAUAUUGGAUUGUUUUAAGAAUUUGGACGUUUUGAAAAACAAUUACCUGCUGGUAUACAAUUUGUAAAUCUGUAACUUAAAUACAUAAAAAUAGAUGUUAAGGUUAAAUAACAAUGGUGGAUAUGAAGUCACAGUAAAUUAUUAUAUAAAUUUAAGUUCUUGAUAAGUUAAUAGAUCAGUUAUUUUAACAAAAGAUAACAUAACAUCUGA